Molecule: messenger RNA, 936 nt
Organism: Lontra canadensis (Northern American river otter)
Lineage: Eukaryota; Metazoa; Chordata; Mammalia; Carnivora; Mustelidae
Gene: CUNH16orf91
Product: chromosome unknown C16orf91 homolog
Exons: 3
Coding region: 141-575 (144 amino acids)
Source: RefSeq, a predicted model, not a curated record
GGCUGGCUGCGACGGAAGAGGCCGCCCGAGAGUGCGCGUCAUUUCCGUCGCGCGACCGGACCCACGUUCUGUAGUCGUGAACAGAGGCCUCGAACGGCGUCCGGCUUCCGGUUUCGCGCGUCGGAAGUGACGCCGACCCGAUGCGCCACGGCGCCGAGCGCGGAGGCCGGGUCGCGAUGCGCGGCGUCCUGUGUGCGCCGGCGGCCGGGGCGGUCCGGACGCUGAGGUUCGUGCGCUGGGCUUCCCGCGCCCAGCCGCCGCCGGGUGGUCGAGCGCAGGCCCCGCCCGCGGCCGAGGAAGAGGAUGACCCUGACCGUCCCAUUCACUUUUCCUCCAGCCAAGCCCACCCGUCCCGCUGGACGGUGCAGCAUUCCCUGGGGAAGGAGCAGCAGCGGCCCUGGUGGAGGGUGUUGCCCUUCAGCCUCUCUCUCAUGGCUCUGGUCUUCUGGUGCUUCCUGCGGCAGGAGACCGGCGCGGACCGGUGGCUGAAACAGGUGUUCGGGGAAGAGGAGGCGGAGCCCGGCGAGGGUUCGCAGGAGCCCGGAGCUCCGGCUGCCCACCAGGCGAGGACUUAGCGGGCUGGCGGCGAGGGGACAGGCCGCCGCCCCGACGCUUUGGCCAUCGGGUUUGUCAGUUUUGCCGCCGUUGCGCGCGUCAGCGGAGUGAAGGACUCGGCGCACCGGGACGCGCUGACCCGCGUGGAAGGGGGAGCGGAAGGCCAUCCUGUCGGGACCGGCUCUCUGCCGGACACUGAUGCCCAGCGGAUACGUGCAGAGGACAUGGCGUUUCCAGAUGCUCGGGAGAGGCCUCGGUUGCGUCGUGCGCUCUUGGAUUUGUGAUGUGUCUUUCUACGGCGCGCGAUCGCGUUUCCGAAGCGGUGCUGGUGACACUCGUGAUCCCCGGAUCCAGUUCGCGGGUCUUCUGCUUUCGGGGACG